AUGAAUCGCGGUGACGGGCUGGUGCAGCGGCGACGCGUGGUGAACAGCGGCGGCAGCGGCGCCGGCGGCGGCGGCGGCGGCGGCAGCGGCCACGGCCAGGAUGGCUCGAACGCCGAUCUCGGCGGCCACAACGACAAGCUGUCCGGGCAGAGCCCGGACACGGACUGCCUGUCCCAGAAGGAUCUCAACUGCAAUCCCACCGUCGACGACGACUCCGACAAGGAGACGCGUCUGACACUCAUGGAGGAGGUCCUGCUGCUCGGUCUCAAGGAUAAAGAGGGAUACACGUCCUUCUGGAACGAUUGCAUAAGUUCCGGAUUAAGGGGAUGUAUCUUGGCGGAGCUCGCCUUUCGGGGUAGGGUCGAGCUGGAGAAAGCCGGCAUGCGUAAGAAGAGCCUGCUGGCCAGAAAGCUCCUGUUGAAGAACGACGCGCCUACGGGAGACGUACUGCUGGACGAAGCUUUGAAACACUUAAAGGACACAGACCCGCCGGAGACUGUGCAGAGUUGGAUAGAAUAUCUCAGUGGAGAAACGUGGAACCCAUUGAAAUUAAGGUAUCAGUUGAAAAACGUCAGAGAACGGCUGGCGAAAAAUCUUGUCGAGAAGGGUGUCUUAACCACGGAGAAACAAAAUUUCUUACUGUUUGAUAUGACGACUCAUCCUCUUACCGACAACCUCGCCAAAAGUCGUCUUGUGAAAAAGAUCCAAGAAGCUGUAUUAGGCCGUUGGGUGAAUGAUGCCGCUCGCAUGGAUAGACGAACGUUGGCAUUAGUUAUUUUAGCACACGCAGCUGAUGUAUUAGAAAAUGCAUUUGCGCCAUUGUCGGACGACGAUUAUGAAGUAGCGAUGCGAAGAGUACGGACAUUAUUAGACCUCGAUUUCGAGGCGGAAGCCGCUAAACGUAACGCGAACCCGGUACUCUGGGCUGUAUUUGCUGCAUUCACCAAGUAACAGUUACUAACUCUUAAAUUUCGUGGACGCGGAAUAGUUUUCUACUAUUAAAUUCUAUUAUUAUGUAUUGUAUAAUACUAUUAUUCUUAUACUAAUGUGAAUAAUGAACUUAAUGAUUUUGCAUGUCUUUUAGUUGCGACAAUUACGUGAAAUAGAUAAAAAAAAAUCUUGUUACAUGAUUCAGACCAAAUUAUCCGUAUUUGACUACAUAGAAAACUUUUAAAAGAAAAUUUUAUUCAUUUCCGUUAUUAUUAUUUAAUACAUAUUUGAUAGCCGAUAAUGAAUAUUUAAAUAUUAUAAAAUAAUGAGCGUGAAUGUAUGCCUCGUGCUGGACUAGUACUACUUCAUUUGGGAAAGAACGAUUACAUUGCAUUGAACUUCCGUCUUUCUUGCUUGUCCGUUGUGUUUACGAAUGUAUUAUGUUUCAUAAACGAUAUAAGACACAGGACACUAUGCGGGGUGCCUCAAAAUGGAUACUGUGGCAGUGUUGAAGGAAUCUAGAUUAUAUAUAUGUUUUUAGCCAUAAUUUUGUGAAAUAUACAAGUAUGUACAUAUAUUCCUUUAAAUCCUAAUUUUUAAUACAUAGUAUAUACAUGUGCCUCCUUUACGUCAUAGAGAAUUUUCGCGCUAUAUCCGCGAGUCAUUAAGAUUAAAUCGCGUUCCUUUAAAUACUUUUAAGUUCAAUCAAUCUGUACACGUGCAUUUUAAAUCUUUCGUCCAGAAAAGAAUUUUAGACACAUUUUUUAAAUCGUUAAUUUCAUUCAUUAUGUAGAUAAUAUUAAUAGAUAUUAUAAUUUUACGCGAUGGCUAACUUCGUGCGACGUUUCGCAAAGUGCCACAUUUCUGGUUAUCAUUUAACUGUUAUAAAUUUUGUAUGAAAUUCUCUGCACAACUACUUCUAUAUAAAUGUUCACUUUUCAUACAGAUUCGUUAUAUUGUUACAAUGUCUUCUGGUAUAUACAUACAUAUAAACAGAUUGUACUGAUUACCAUGUGGCAAUGAACUGCUCAGAUUUGUAAAAUGGAAUGAUGAUGAACUAUUUAUUAUCGGUUACCGACAUUUUUAUAUGUUAUUCAAAAUUUUCUUAGAUAAGUGAUAACUUCAUUGUAAUUUGAUAGUUGAACAUAUAGAUUAGUUCAUGUAUAGUAUUACAAGCUGCUUGUUCUGAGACUAUUAAAUAUAACAACAAAAUCAACUUUUGGUAGUUGGAAUUUGUUAAUAUCCUUUGUGAAAUAAUUGAGAUAUUAAUUGGCCCAAAAGUAUGGGGCCAAACUUUCUUAUUUUUACAUUAAAACAUUUAUUUUUUUAUCUAUUUUUAUUUUUUGAUGAUUUAAAAGAAUAUGUGUCUGGAACAUUUUUUUAAAUAUUUAUAAGAAUAAAUAUGAAGUGCAAUACUCUACGCCAAGCAUAUUUUGAAGGCGUUAUCUGAGGCAUUAUUUUAGCCUUGUUUUCAAACAUAAUUUUGUAAAUAAUAUGUUUGGUAUUAUAAAAAUAAUUUUUUAGAGUUUGUCAGUAAAUUUUAAUGAUAUAAUCUGCUAUUGAAUAUUAUUGAAUUCUACUCGAUAGAGCAUAUAUUGUAUGUUACAAGAGCAACGUAAAAUGUAUCGCAAAACUUGUAAUUGUCAAAAAAUUAUUGUAAUAUAAAUUCCAAAAUUUCUGUUUAUUCAUAAUGUUUUCUUGAUUGCUAAUAUAUUAUAUAGAUAUGCAUGCGAAAUGUGUAGAUAUUAAGACCAGAACAUUUGGAAGUAACUGCCAGUCAUAAAAAAGGACAUAUUUAAUAAAAAAAAUUAAAUGUUUUUGCUUCAUUUUCAAUUUUCUUUAUAAAUAAAGUAGGAAAAUAAAUAGUAAUUGCUCAGAUCAGUAGUAAUCAGAUUUAAUUUUUAAUUAAUACUUUUUCAUGUAUUUAAGUUCUUUAUAAUUGGGGCACUUACUUUCCAAAUAAAUCUUGUAGGACGCAUAUUGGAUUGACAUGAUUAGAGAGAUGUUGGAUUACAAUACAAGAGAUAUCAAAUGACUUUUAUAAUUCAUAUUUUAAAUGAUAAUGUUUUAUCUAAUUGUAAGAUCAAAUUUUAACUAAAAUUGAAUUUUUAUGAUUCUAAUAACUAUAACCUAUAAUAAUGAUUAUUUGUGUCACUUAUACUUGCAUAGAAAAGUAAUAUGUAUACGCGAAAAUAAUGCAUACAUAUACAUUCUUUAUAAAUUUUUAUUUAUGGGUAUUAAAAAUUGUCUAUAGAGAAAUUAUCUAAUGUCAUAUUAAUAAAAUACUAUUUCAUCUGAAAGCUUGCUGGACAAGCAUAUAUCAGCACAUAUAAAUCAAGUACUUGAUGAUAAUAAUAGUUAAAUUAUAGUGCAUUUAAGUUAUUUGCUAAAAUGUAUUAUAAUAAUUAUUACUUCUUUUAUUGUAAUAGUGAUUAUAAUUAUUAUUACAAUUAUUGCUCAUAUUAUUGUAGUCUUUAUAGCAUAUUCAUAAUUAAAACGAAUUUACUCAAAGUUUUGUGAAUGCUAAUAUACAUUAAUUUUUAUUACAUUUAAUCUUAAAAUCAGUUGAUAAAGCUUUAUUGCCACUUGGUAAAAUCUGUCUCUUUUACGAUGCUUUGAUAUGAAAAAUCGAGUACGAUUAAACGAGUUCUACUUAAUUACGGAUCGGAAUAUACAAUGUUUUAUAUUAUAUAAUGAUGGUAAAAUAAAUAUUUGCAACUGAUGCUAUGUGCGAGAUUCUAAAUCUCUUUCGAAAUCUGUCAUUUACAAUUAUGUAAACAUGGCAUUAUUCCCAGUUGAAGUUUCACAAUGAAGAACAUAUCUUUAUAUGAAUAUUUGUUAUAGAAACUUAAGAAUCAAAAAUUUUAACGAGUGCUGGAAAAUGUCCAGAUAUAUCAAUUUAAAAGAUUGGCCUAUAAUAAUUAUUGUGCGGUUACAUGGACACUAAAUCAGAUCAUACUUGUUGAAAUUGUAUUUCUUAUAUUUUGCAAUUUAAAAUUUUAUUUAUAAUUUAUUGCGAUAAAUUUAUUAUACUUGAAGUAUACAAAGAGCGUCGAAUUAAUGUCAAAUCAGUUAAAUCAAAACAUAGAAAUUUAAUUUUACACAUUUGAAUAUUCUGUAUAAAUAUAGUAUUAUAUCCAUACAGACUUGCUUUAUAAUUUUAUGUGCACACACGUAUGUAAUAUACCGUCGAUUGAAAUUGAAUAAACAAGAAAUAAUCAAUAUUUAUUACUUUUUAUUAAAUUUCUUUUUUGACUUAUAUAUGUAAUAUGUUAAUUAAAUAGAGAAUAGUAUAGUGUUAUCAUUGAUAUGAAGAGUAAGCUUGAGCAGCGUUUUGAAUUGUAUAAGAAUUGAUAUAUAAGAGCGUGUCAUAACUUAUUAAAUAAGCAAUCAACAAUAAAGAAUAGUUAUAACUUUAAACAAUC
Wasmannia auropunctata (little fire ant) is the source of this 4355-nucleotide messenger RNA. It is a transcript of the gene sau, whose product is annotated as Golgi phosphoprotein 3 homolog rotini. The coding region runs from base 1 to 951 and encodes 316 amino acids. The record is from RefSeq and is a predicted model, not a curated record. Gene Ontology annotation, biological process: retrograde vesicle-mediated transport, Golgi to endoplasmic reticulum; Golgi organization; Golgi vesicle budding. Gene Ontology annotation, cellular component: Golgi cisterna; cytosol; trans-Golgi network. Gene Ontology annotation, molecular function: phosphatidylinositol-4-phosphate binding. Lineage: Eukaryota; Metazoa; Arthropoda; Insecta; Hymenoptera; Formicidae. The transcript is spliced from 4 exons.